CCUUGUCCCACCCACUCUUUCAUUGUCGAUCUAUUCUUCUCCUUCUUAUUCGUUUGAAUGUCGACCAGGCCAAAGCUCGUUGCGCUCAAAGACCUCAGUGCGACUCGCAGUGAUGCCGGCGCGUCGUCGGGCUCGUCGGGCUCGUCCAACCGCAUGCCGUCCUCAUUCGCUGCUGUUGCUGGUGGCAGCGGCAGCUCGUCUCCGUCCGUGGGCGCGACGUCCAGCUCGUCUGCCACGGGAUCAUCGAGCGCAGACCAGAGCAGCACCGCGUCGGGCGCCUCGUCCACGACGAGCGGAUGGAUGAGCGCUGGCGGCCUCAAGACGGUCAUCUCGACCUCGUCGUCCUCCGCGUCGCACCCGGCCUCUGCUGAGGAAGGCGGCGACGAGUGGCUCGACCAAACCGCUACCACGACGGAUGGCGCGGGCUCGUCGUCGUCGCCGUCGACCACCGGCUCGUCGGCGGCCUCCAGCAACUACAGCUCGCGCCAACGCUCGGACGACGGCCCGCGUCGCAACCAGUCAGAGCGCUCGUCCGUCCCGCCGGACAGCUACACGUGCAACCUGUGCAAAAUCCCCGGCCACUGGAUGGAGAACUGCGAAAUGUACAAGCCUCCGGCCUCGCGAUCGCAGCACUACGGCGACCGCAACAGCAACAGCAACAGCAACAGCUCUUGGGGCAACUCUGGCAACAACCGAUCCGUGCCGCCAGAGUCGUAUCGUUGCCGUCUGUGCAACGUCGGCGGCCAUUACAUCCAGGACUGCCAUCUGAGCACCAACAGCGGCGGCGCUGGUGGCGACCGUCAGAGCGGCGGCGGCGGCUUUGGCCGACCGAGCCAGUCCACCGACUGGCGCGCCUCGGGUGAUGGCGCGGGUUCCUCCAACAGCUUUUCUCGCCAAAACAACCACAACAACAACAACAACAACCGUUCCUUCCAACAGCCAGGAUUUGGCAGCUUUGGCAACAACCGCGGCAACUCGUACCAACAACAGCAUCACAACGACCAGCGAAACCCGCCGCCGGCCAGCUACACUUGCCGCCUGUGCCAGACGCCUGGGCACUGGCUCGAGAAUUGCCACAAGUUCAAGCGAGGCAACGACUCUUUCUCGGAUGACCGAAGGCGCAACAACCAGGGCGGGUCGCGCGGUCCAUCCCGAGGCACUGGAGGUCCCGUUCCUGCCAACUAUGUGUGCCGCCUCUGCAACACGGCUGGCCAUUGGAUUCAAGAUUGCGAGCUGAGCGGUCAGCAGCGAACCAGCGAGGAGAAUGCCUAAAAAAAUGCACCUUGGCAUGUCUUGCAUUGCCAUCCUCAAUCUGGCGAUUUUUGAUUUUGAUUUUCUCCAUUCCCUCCUUUCUUUCCUCUCCUGUUGAUUCUGCGAUUUUACUGCGGUUUUUUUGUGUGUUUGUUUUUCGUCCGUAUGAGCUUGAAAUGAACUUGAUUCUUCUUCCA
This is a messenger RNA of Capsaspora owczarzaki ATCC 30864, 1448 nucleotides long. RefSeq lists its product as hypothetical. Gene Ontology annotation, molecular function: nucleic acid binding; zinc ion binding. The coding region runs from base 58 to 1272 and encodes 404 amino acids. The transcript has 3 exons. The record is from RefSeq and is a predicted model, not a curated record. Lineage: Eukaryota; Filasterea; Ministeriida; Capsasporidae.